GUACGGUAUCCGCACAAGCAGACCGUGAUGUGGCCAGCAGCUGCACACGUGGGACAAGAGGCCCUUCAAGUUUACAUAGCACACCCAUAUCACCUAAGCUACUGGAAGGCACAGUGUACGGCGAGCCCCCUGAUGUCACUUCCGGUGGGCCGCGAGGGUCUGUGGGAAGUUUUAAUGAUGGCUGUUGUAGCUGGUAGAUCAGGGGCAGUGGGGCAGGAGGCUGAUUUUCUCCUGCACCCGGAGCUGCUGUCCAGGGAUUUCCUGCUGCUGUCACUAGAGCAGAAAAACAUUGCAGUCAAAGAUGCUUUAAAUGACAAAGAGAAGCUGACAGAGAUUUUUGUCCAGCAUGCUAUGCCCCUUCCCCAGAGACCGUUACCCAAGAGCCGAUGGGGUCAACUGAUGGAAAAUAAGAAGGGAGUAAAGAAACUGGAAGAACCACACAAGAAGAGCGCUGAAAAUAUCAGAAAACGGCCCCUUAUCGUGUUUGAUGGGACCUCUACCAGCACAAGUAUAAAGGUGAAAAAGACCGAAAACGGAGACACAGCGCUUCGGCUACAUCAACCAGGCCCAGAAAAAAGCAGCACACCAGUAGGAGCCGUACCCACCAGUCCAGUGCCUCACAGUAAUAGCUCAACUACCAGCAAAGAAACCAAGGUGCCUACAGGAAACCAUGAACAUUCACCUACUGGACCUGGUUCCAAUACAGUAGCAGUGAAAGUAAAAGCCCUGUCACCAGUCAGUGGAAGUGUUGUCAAACUAAAAAGGGCUGCCCCAAAGGAGGAUUCAGAGGCUAUGACUGAUGGGAAGCCUACAGAAGCCAAGAAGAAGAUCCAGCACGUUACAUGGCCAUGAGUCUACAUGAAGAAGAAUAUCUAUCUGACUGACUUUGGGGUAUCACACCCUAAAUAACUGAUAUGGGAAUUUAGGUGCAAAUAUGUUUGAGGACAUUGCCAAUACUUUUCUACCAGUCAAGGACGUGUUAAUGGUGCAUGACCCUGUUUUAGUGUUUCUCACCCAAGACAUUUCCACAAGAACAGAAGCCUCGCCGUCACCUAGGUCACGUCAGUUACUAAUUUAUUGCUGAGGACUGUUAUGCUGAUGGUUCAAGGGGAGAGGAAGGCUAACACUGUCCUACAAGUGAUAGUAGCGUUCUUAGAUCUGGUACUAGACAUGACUGUAUUAUUUUUAUAAUAUUAAAAUGUUUGGAUUGCAAUGGCAUUUGUAUUCCUUGUGAUGCCUCUGUGAGGACACCUCUCUGGAUUCGGGAAGCACUUUUCCAGUCCAUUUUAAAAGGGCACCUAUCUUUGUAACAAACUUCUUGAAAUGUCAUACA
Molecule: messenger RNA, 1333 nt
Organism: Bufo bufo (common toad)
Lineage: Eukaryota; Metazoa; Chordata; Amphibia; Anura; Bufonidae
Gene: TSLIG2
Product: chromosome 3 C2orf49 homolog
Exons: 4
Coding region: 28-852 (274 amino acids)
Biological process (GO): embryonic morphogenesis
Cellular component (GO): tRNA-splicing ligase complex
Source: RefSeq, a predicted model, not a curated record